This is a messenger RNA of Diceros bicornis minor, 5268 nucleotides long. RefSeq names its product enhancer of zeste 1 polycomb repressive complex 2 subunit (gene EZH1). The transcript has 22 exons. NCBI's taxonomy places the organism in Eukaryota, Metazoa, Chordata, Mammalia, Perissodactyla, Rhinocerotidae. Gene Ontology annotation, molecular function: protein binding; histone H3K27 methyltransferase activity. Gene Ontology annotation, biological process: chromatin remodeling. The coding region runs from base 691 to 2934 and encodes 747 amino acids. The record is from RefSeq and is a predicted model, not a curated record.
CAGUCCCGGCCUUGAGUAAGAGGCUUCUCUCCAAAUUUGGUCUCGCGCCAGUCCCUGCCCACCCCAGAAUUCUCCUGGGGAUCAAAUGAUAGAAGGCAAAGCGCCUUAAAGCAAAGGCAAGGUGUUGUAUGUGGGACAUGCCUGUUAGGAAAUGUGAGACAAACUUAAUUCGGUAAAAAGUGACUCCUUUGAAAUUGUUUCAGGGCCGGGGAGGGGAAGGGAUGUGGAAGGAUUUUAGUGCCGCCAGUGGAAUAGCGAGAGUGGGCUUUCGAUGGGUGAAAUACAGAAUGGUAAAUGGAGUAGCCUAGGUAUCGAGCCCGGGGCCAGAGGCGCUCGUGAGGAUGAGGGAAAAGAGCGGAGGUAGACGAACAGCUGGCUGUGUGCGAGGACGGCGUUGCAAGUGUGGGUCUCGUCCUCGACGUUUGCUGUCAUGAUGUCUUGGAAGAGAAAAAUCUCCCCACCUGAUGCUUUUAGGUUUAGGAAACCGGCAUUGAAUGACGUUUCCAGCCUGAGAAGCACUGGAAUAAAGAGCCUAGGAUUAAAAAUGAAAUGUUACUCCCGGGAAUACUUUUGUGAGAAAGGAAAAGCUGAACAUUUGUUUUGCCUUUGUGUCUUGCCAUUCCUCUGAAGAACAGAAGGCACAUUAUAAAACCUGACGCUUCCCUUUCCAUUCUCUGAGAUUACAGCAAAAUGGAUAUAUCAAAUCCCCCAACUUCCAAAUGUAUCACUUAUUGGAAAAGAAAAGUUAAAUCCGAAUACAUGCGACUUCGACAACUUAAACGGCUUCAGGCAAAUAUGGGUGCAAAGGCUCUGUAUGUAGCAAAUUUUGCAAAGGUUCAAGAAAAAACUCAGAUCCUCAAUGAAGAGUGGAAGAAGCUUCGUGUCCAACCUGUCCAGUUGAUGAAGCCUGUGAGCGGGCAUCCUUUCCUCAAAAAGUGUACCAUAGAGAGCAUUUUCCCAGGAUUUGCAAGCCAACAUAUGUUAAUGAGGUCUCUGAACACAGUUGCAUUGGUUCCCAUCAUGUAUUCCUGGUCUCCUCUCCAGCAGAACUUUAUGGUAGAAGAUGAGACGGUUUUGUGCAAUAUUCCCUACAUGGGAGAUGAGGUGAAAGAAGAAGACGAGACUUUCAUUGAGGAGCUGAUCAAUAACUACGACGGGAAGGUCCACGGUGAAGAAGAGAUGAUCCCUGGAUCUGUCCUGAUUAGUGAUGCUGUUUUCCUGGAGUUGGUAGAUGCUCUGAAUCAAUACUCAGAUGAAGAAGAGGAAGGGCACAAUGACACCUCAGAUGGAAAGCAAGAUGACAGCAAAGAAGAUCUGCCAGUAACAAGAAAGAGAAAACGACAUGCUAUUGAAGGGAACAAAAAGAGUUCCAAGAAACAGUUUCCAAAUGAUAUGAUCUUCAGUGCAAUUGCCUCCAUGUUCCCUGAGAAUGGUGUCCCAGAUGACAUGAAGGAGAGGUAUCGAGAGCUAACAGAGAUGUCCGACCCCAAUGCACUUCCCCCUCAGUGCACACCCAACAUCGAUGGCCCCAAUGCCAAGUCUGUGCAGCGGGAGCAGUCCUUGCACUCCUUCCACACCCUUUUUUGUCGGCGCUGCUUUAAAUACGACUGCUUCCUUCACCCUUUUCAUGCCACCCCUAAUGUAUAUAAACGCAAGAACAAAGAAAUCAAGAUUGAACCAGAACCAUGUGGUACAGACUGCUUCCUGUUGCUGGAAGGAGCAAAGGAGUAUGCCAUGCUCCACAACCCUCGCUCCAAGUGCUCUGGUCGUCGCCGGAGAAGGCACCACAUGGUCAGUGCUUCCUGCUCCAACACUUCAGCCUCUGCUGUGGCUGAGACUAAAGAAGGGGACAGUGACAGGGACACAGGCAAUGACUGGGCCUCCAGUUCUUCAGAGGCUAACUCCCGCUGUCAGACCCCCACAAAACAGAAGUCUAGUCCGGCCCCCCCUCAGCUCUGUGUAGUGGAAGCACCCUCGGAGCCUGUGGAAUGGACUGGGGCUGAAGAAUCUCUUUUUCGAGUCUUUCAUGGCACCUACUUCAACAACUUCUGUUCAAUAGCCAGGCUUCUGGGGACUAAGACGUGCAAGCAGGUCUUUCAGUUUGCAGUCAAAGAAUCACUUAUCCUGAAGCUGCCAACAGAUGAGCUCAUGAACCCCUCGCAGAAGAAGAAAAGAAAGCACAGGUUGUGGGCUGCACACUGCAGGAAAAUUCAGCUGAAAAAAGAUAACUCUUCCACACAAGUGUACAACUACCAGCCCUGUGACCACCCAGACCGCCCCUGUGACAGCACCUGCCCCUGCAUCAUGACCCAGAAUUUCUGUGAGAAGUUCUGCCAGUGCAACCCGGACUGUCAGAAUCGUUUUCCUGGCUGUCGCUGUAAGACCCAGUGCAAUACCAAGCAGUGUCCUUGCUAUCUGGCAGUGCGAGAGUGCGACCCCGACCUGUGUCUCACCUGUGGGGCCUCAGAGCACUGGGACUGCAAAGUGGUUUCGUGUAAAAACUGCAGCAUCCAGCGUGGCCUCAAGAAGCACCUGCUGCUGGCCCCCUCAGAUGUGGCCGGAUGGGGCACCUUCAUUAAGGAGUCUGUGCAGAAGAACGAAUUCAUUUCUGAAUACUGUGGCGAGCUCAUCUCUCAGGAUGAGGCUGAUCGACGAGGGAAGGUCUAUGACAAAUACAUGUCCAGCUUCCUCUUCAACCUCAACAACGAUUUUGUGGUGGAUGCUACCCGGAAAGGAAACAAAAUUCGAUUUGCAAACCAUUCAGUGAACCCCAACUGUUAUGCCAAAGUGGUCAUGGUGAACGGGGAUCAUCGGAUUGGGAUCUUUGCCAAGAGGGCAAUUCAAGCUGGUGAAGAGCUCUUCUUUGAUUACAGGUACAGCCAAGCUGAUGCUCUCAAGUACGUGGGGAUCGAGAGGGAGACUGAUGUCCUUUAGCCCUCCUGGGCCCCAUGCCAGCGCUUAUGGUAGCGGCACUGUCUUUGCUUUCAUGCACACACCACUGCUGCUCCAGUUUCCUGCAUCUGUGUCUCCCACACCGAGGAACCCCCCACCCACUCCCUCUGUAGUAAGGCCUCAGCUGUGUCCAGUGGGGACAAAACUAUCUCAAUGAGAGGGGAGACAGAGGCAGCUAGGGCUUGGGCUCCCAAGAGAGAGAGUUGCAGAAGUGGGAGACUGCAUCUUAGGCCUCAGAGGAAGAGAGCACAGGCUGGGGAUGGGUGACUUGUGCUUGUUUCUUGUCAGCUACCCAGACUGUGGGCCUCAGGAAUCAACUUGGGCAGUUCCUAACAAGCAUUAGCCUGUAAUUCUAACUUUCCAAAUCAAGGGUCCUUAUGUAAUUGGGUUGCCAGCUUAUCUCUCUAUGGUCCUAAGACCUGGAGAAGACAGGCUAAGUGAAGUUUGGUACCUGGAGCUUGUGAGUGCUCAAGGUUAAAGGUGGGCCUGGUGGGCGGCACAGACUGAAUUCAGAGGGGAGAUGGGCCACCUUACUGUCUCUUCCCUCCUGGCAGGGUUCAAACUGAAAGAGCGUGGAUUCUAAGUAUAGAUAUUCAAUGCUGGGAGAAGGAAAGCUAAGUGCCAUCCUCCUAUGGACAGAAAGCAAGAACCAGCCAGACGACAGUAGUUAAACUGCUAAGCUUGGGGCCCAGCAGGCUUUGAGAAUCCUUCUCUGUAUACUCUGGAGAUGGAUCGAUAAGUUUUCAAUUCCCGGGAGCAGGUGCCAGUGCCUCGUCAGCUCCUUCCAGAGUUCUGGCUUAGUGACGGCAGGCCGGCGUCAUGCUGCUACUGAAGAAGCAUUGGGGAUGUGCUGAGCUGGGUCUCAGCACUCUGGUUCCCUGUAUAUGGAGUUGUUUUCAUGCCUUUCAUCCUCCUUAGAGGCCAGACCCACGGGGCACUGUUGCAUAUCUCUUCCAGGUAGAUGGGCGCAGGCCUGGACUAGAGAGGGGGAAAGUUGCUGGUGUGAUGUACUUUCCUGUCUGUAGUACCUGCUGUUGGGAAGGGUGAGCUGACAGUAUGUGUUUGGAGAUGGGUGAGGGGCUCCCAAAUUGCACUUGUUUAGGAUGGCACCACCUGUGCAGUGCAGAUGGGCAGAGGGUGUUUGAAGUGUCAAGAAGGAACAGGCUGACCCCCUGUGCCAGUCCGUGGUGCCAUUGCCUCUGGGAUCCAUGCAGAGCAAAGCACUUUAUUUCUUUUAGAAGGUCUGUAGAUUGAGGUGGAGUUUGAGCCAAGGUCUCUGGGGUCCCUGCCCACAUCCCAUUCCUGAGGGACGGGGAAGGAGGGAAUGGAAGAUUCUCCUCCAGUUCUGUCUCAUCUCCUAGUGGAGGCAAGAGGAGCUGCCUUGACACAAAAGAAUUGCAUGAGAAUGGGGCCAGCUCUAAGAGCUGUCCCUUUGCCUCUGGCUGGUGUGCUGAGCUGGCAGGGAAUAAGGAGCACUGUGCUGGGUGAAAAGGACAUAGGCAGGUACAGACUGGCCUGGGGAGUAUUAGAAUACGGAGCAGGCUUCUCCCUUCUCUCUGGGAAAUCAGAGCAUCUCUUCCCUGGUCUGUGCUGACCACUUGCUUCUUCCAACCCCACUGGUUGUCCCACGAAGCAGGGAGUGGGGUUCCCUCUGGCCAAGCUGUCACCUAGGGAUUUUUGUGGACAUGUACACACUCACUCACAUACUCACUCGCCACACUUGUGAGCACACAUGCACUUGGCACUGAGCAUACACCCAGCCAGCGCCUGACAGAGCCUCUUCCCACCUGACUGGCCAGCCCCCACCAUGAUUCUGAAAUCCACAUCUGCUGUGGUUUAUAUUCAUUGUGUAUUAGAAACACCCUCUAGCUGGACUGUGGGCUCUGAAUUACUCAUAGAGAAAAAACAGAGGCAGAUGAAGAAGGAGGAGUUAAGUCUGUCUGAAAUGCCAGGGGCUGGCCGUGAGGAGUAGGUGGGGAAAAAAAAAAUUUCAUCCAGCCUUUGAGGGGCUAGACUGACCCCACCUUCCCUCAGUGUGCAGAAUCACUGUGGUCAGUCCUCUCCUUCCCCAGUUUCAGACCACUAAUACUCCUGUUCCUCCAGCAUUCCCAACCUUUUUCCCUGCUGUUGCUCACCUUUAAUGACGGGUCUUUAUCCCUCCCCCGGCCCGACAUGUAAUGAUGGAUGCAGCAAGGUGGUGGGGACCGGGGAGAGGCUGGUAUAUGUGUGGCUUUAUUGCCAGUGAAUUUCACGCACUUUAAAGUCCUGUGGCUUGUGACCUCUUAUCUGAAUAAAGUGGUAGAAUCCAUUUUGGCA